Molecule: messenger RNA, 440 nt
Organism: Paramecium octaurelia
Lineage: Eukaryota; Ciliophora; Oligohymenophorea; Peniculida; Parameciidae
Source: the annotation of a GenBank genome assembly
AUGGAUUCUAAGUGCAAAAGGACUUUGGGUAAAUGUUAUAAAAAAUAAGGUAGGUCUAAUGUAAAAUAUAAGCAAGCCAUCUUUUGUUUAUGAGUCAGCUCUGAAGGAACAUCGAGAGGUAGAGGAAAGAAUAAAAAUGGAAACUGACACGCUCAAGGCGAAUUAAGAGCUAAAUACCUAACUUGUAGGGGUAAACAAAAAAAACUCUUAAAUUCAAAAUGCAUCUCCAGCGCAAAGUUUAAAGUUUGAUUUUGAUUUGAAACCCGAUUCAAUUCAUAAUGAUCAAAUUUUGUUCCCAAGUUUAUAAAUUUGGGGUACACUUGGAGAGGAAUUUACAGAGUUUCAGAAGUGUAAAUAAGUGAUUCAAUAAUUUAGAUGACAAUGAUUCAUAACCAGAGGAGAUUCCAAAAAUAAAAACUGUUUUUAUGGAGGCAGAAUGA